Molecule: messenger RNA, 225 nt
Organism: Tetrahymena thermophila SB210
Lineage: Eukaryota; Ciliophora; Oligohymenophorea; Hymenostomatida; Tetrahymenidae
Exons: 2
Source: RefSeq, a predicted model, not a curated record
AUGUUUAAAAUAAAGUUUUUGUUUCAACUGUUUUACUAGCUUUAAUCUUUCUAUGAUUUAAAAAUAUAUUACUUGUUUUUUCUAGUUGAUAUUCGAAAUAUAGUAAAAUACAAUUCAAGCUUUAUAAACAAUUAAUCAAUCAAUAAAUCAGGGAAGCAAGCAAGAAAGCAAAGUAGAAUCUUUAUCCUAAAAAAUUUAGUAUUUUUAUUGCCUUUACUAAUUUGA